CUGGAAAUUACAGAGACGAGCGAGGCUAGGGUUUACACUCUGCUCUCUUCCUCCGAAUCAAAGAAGCGGGCGGCGGCGAUGUCCUCCUCUCCCGGUCGGUCGUGCUCAAAGAAGCUGAAUUGUUCGAUGGAGGACCUACCGGAGGCUCUGCUGACAGAGAUUCUCAAGAGGAUCACCAGGACAAGUGAUCUCAAUUCUCUUGCCCUUGUUUCAAAGCAGCUCUACAAGAUAGAGGGGAGUCAAAGGGGUGCUAUCCGUGUUGGUUCCGGUCUUUGCACUGCUACAGAAGCACUGACAUCAUUGUGCGCCCGGUUCCCAAAUCUGCGGAAAGUGGAAAUCGAUUACUCUGGUGGGAUACCUGGACAUGGAAAGCAGCUGGACAACAAAGGCAUUUCGGUGUUUUCAUCUCACUGUUACUCGCUGAUUGACCUCACCUUAAGCUUCUGCUCAUGCAUCGAUGACUCUGGGCUUGCUUGUUUAGCGAAUUGCAAGAAAUUGGUGUCUCUCAGGCUCAACUCCACACCACAAAUAACUUCGAUUGGGCUUUUCUCGGUUGCAGUUGGUUGCACAAGUCUAUCUAAUCUCCACUUUAUUGAUUGCGAAAAAAUCGACAGUGUGGAGUGGCUGGAAUACCUUGGUAGAGAUGGAUCGCUGGCAGAGCUUGUAGUGAAAAAUUGCCAAAGAAUCAAUCAUCACGACUUCCUAAAGUUUUGUUCAGGAUGGAUGAAGCUCCAGAAGUUUGAGUUUGAGAGGAAAAGAGGAAAAUAUGAUCUUCUUGAUCCAGGUAAUGUGGUCUAUGACUCCUCGUACGAUGCUCACAACAUGGAUGUAUACGAUUUCUGCUGUGAGAGUUUGAAGGAUUUAAGGUUGGCGCAUAUUGAAACUUGGCCAGAAGCAGGACUUCGAGUUCUCCUAGGGAAGUGUAAAGCAUUGGAGAAGCUUUGCCUUGAGUAUGUUCGUGCCCUAAAUGACAAUGACAUCAUUGUAUUAUCUCGGAGCUGCAGCAACCUUAAAAGCAUCACACUUUGGCUUAACCUGCAGCUCUACUUGCGUGAUGUCAGCUAUUGUGAAAGCAGGAUGUCAUUUACAGAUAACAGCCUUUACGCUCUAGCCCUAAACUGCCGUAUGCUUCAGAUGGUGGACCUCAGGUUUACAGGAUGUUCCCGUGACUGGCCAUCAGAAAUAGGGUUCACACAAGAGGGUUUUCUGGUGCUCAUUCAGUCCUGCCCGAUUCGUGUUCUGGUGCUAAACAACGCCAACUUCUUUGAUGACAAGGGGAUGAAGGCCCUCUCAUCCUCACCAAAUCUGGAGACACUCGAGCUCAUAUUGUGUCAUGCGGUAAAUGGUGUUGGGAUGCGCUUCAUUGCGCACACCCCAUGCUUGAGUAAUCUCACACUUCGGGCGUGUCAUAAGGUGACUGAUGUAGGAGUGGCUGAACUGGGACGUGCACAUAAGUUAGAGUCUUUGGUCAUUGAGCAUUGUGGUAGGGUCUCUUUGCAAGCUGCACAGGGUGUUGCCAAGUCAGUUCACUACUCCAGGAAAUGUUCAGAUGCCCUGAAGAAGAAACUUGGUUUGUCAGUAUGAAUUUGCUGCUGAAGUCAUUAUUAAGUUUUUGACUGUGCACCAGUGGACAAGGCUGUGCAUCAUCCGACCCAGACUCACCUCUCUGAACUUUUUGUUGCCUUGCAAUGACUUUCCUUUAUGACAGUCUAAUGAUGAUCUUUGGACGGCAUCUGGUGAAUGAAACUUUAAUAGUAUGCACCACUUGUGUACUAAUAUCAACCGUACGUAAUUCUGUUUGCUUAAUUCCUACUCUCUGUAGCCGUUUCAAAACCGGCAUAAGUAGGCCCCAAGAUUCCCUGUUUUUGCUGUGGAGGCACUAUAUGACCGUUUGGUGUUACUUAUUUGUAUUAUUUAAGCAAAUGUCAUGAACUCUUUUUUAUUGCGGAAGUGAUUUUGAAGACAUAUAUAUCUCCCUGCUAUGUCCGCGUGGCAAUAAUAUUAUGUGCAAGUUUUGAUGGACAUGUACAAAGGCGGCAUGUUUGUUUUGUUGAUAUCAACUCUACUGAAGAGAAGUGCAUUGCUGCACGCAGCGCAUCGACGGCUGGCACAGCAUUGCGAUUAGUAGCGGCCAGACGUGCUACUUGGAGUAUUUCAUGUAUUCGAAGAACAAUGCGCUGACAGAAAAACUGACACACGCUGCAGAGCACUGUCCGUGUGCAGGGGA
Messenger RNA from Triticum urartu, 2227 nucleotides. NCBI's taxonomy places the organism in Eukaryota, Viridiplantae, Streptophyta, Magnoliopsida, Poales, Poaceae. The record is from RefSeq and is a predicted model, not a curated record.